AUGGUUGUUAAUAUUUUUGAAAGCAGGCUUGAAUCUCUUAAGUUAAAAUAUCCAGAAGUCACUAGUUACAUUAAACGUCAGCUUGAAUCUUCUAAAAUGAAAUGGGCGCGCAUUGAAAGUUUCAACAAAAAAAUUCAUGAUUGUGUAAAGGCGAAUUCCUCUUUGAUAACACUUAUUAAGGAAAUUCAGGAUUUACUUGAUAGAGAAGCUGAGUAUGCUCAUAUAGAAGAGUAUAAAUGCCAAAUACUAACUGUUGGGGUUUUAACUAUAUCAAAAACUUUUUUCAACAAGUUAGAUAUUAUUGUGAACGAAUAUCUUAUGGAGCCAGUAGUGGUAAACGUUCGUAGACAAAUGCAUAAAUAUUUUUAUUAUGAUGCUUAUAAGCUUGAUAUUAGUGAUUGGAACUCAAUUGAAAAGGUGAUCUAUUCUAAUCAUUCUAUUUUUUAA
Messenger RNA from Racocetra fulgida, 447 nucleotides. NCBI's taxonomy places the organism in Eukaryota, Fungi, Glomeromycota, Glomeromycetes, Diversisporales, Gigasporaceae. The record is from the annotation of a GenBank genome assembly.